Molecule: messenger RNA, 1359 nt
Organism: Penicillium bovifimosum
Lineage: Eukaryota; Fungi; Ascomycota; Eurotiomycetes; Eurotiales; Aspergillaceae
Exons: 1
Coding region: 1-1359 (452 amino acids)
Source: RefSeq, a predicted model, not a curated record
AUGUCGCAGAGCCCAUAUCACGUCGGUUCCAUAUCUCAACCCGAAGUGUUCGAGCCAUGGGAAAACAACUCGCUGUACGCUCCAACCCCUGGAUACAUUCGUAGUCCCUACGCAACGCGGUCCAACUACAGUCCCUCCUCGCCUGGUGGGCUUGAGAAUCAGUCACAACCAGAUACUCUCAGGCUGCUCCAGUUGUCCGAAUGGGAGGACGGAAGAGAUUACAACCAGGACCCGCCGACCUGUAUUCACUACCGUAUAGAGUGGCGAGUGACCGUUAACAACCGGGAGGUGUCUAAGGACACGGAGGAAGACCUCGUUUUGGCUCCCAGUGCCUACUGGCGGCUGUUCUUAGAGAAGAAGCUAGAGAAGGUUCUUCGGCGUAAAAUUGCCCGCCAUCGGAUGGUGAGAGCUGAUGACACUGCCAUUGUCGUUUCAGUGAAUGAUCGUACACAGCGCAAUCUGACUAAACGAUUUGACGACACCGAAAUCAUUUGGACUGCCAUCGAAAAGCAGCUCCUGAUGUGGUCGGGUCUGUUCUCCAGGGGUAAGGAACUCACACUGAAGAUCUGUUUCAACUACGUAGACAAUCGUCAUUCCCCUGCAGCCGUCGGUCGGAAAGUGGAGAAAAGAGGAAAAUCCUCUGUCACGAGCAGGAUGCUCGAUGAAAGAGAUGCCCAGCUGGAUGCGGAGGAGGAUGCCUCGGGACAAAAGCCAGUCUGGCGCAGCGUUUAUAAUCUGAUGCGAUGCGCUUCGUCGACAUGCCCUUGGGGCCCCUAUUGUUGGGUGGAUCCAGUGGGGAAAAAGCACUAUCAACUGAAAACUCAUCACUUGAGACGCCUAGUCACCUACGUUGAAAAAGGUGGUAUCUUGGAUGGUCACAAGGAUGUGCCGGAAACGGUACGCGAGGAAUUAUUCAUGGAAGAGCAGCAGAGACUGGAGAAGAGUCAUCGCAAAGGUGGACAUAUCAUCGGAAAUGGAGUACCGUAUCCUCCUAUCAAUAUCAAUGUCCUGCCUUCGCAGUCUUUGGUCUCUGGAUCUGACAUUUCGGCUGCCCAAGCUGUUGACUUGAAGUCUUCAAGCCCGCUCGAGAUCCCUGGAUCUAGAGACGAAGCAGUCAAAGAAUAUAGUGAGUGGCAGGUGUCAAAUGUCACUGAUGACACUCUCAAGGCUGCAUUUCGACAAGUCUGUGACUUGAUGCUCGAGGAUGGUCUUGACCUUGAGCAGGUCUACAAGGAUCAAGACCCAGGAUUUUUCAUCGGCAAGGGAAUAAAGAUGGGCAUUGCUCGACGUUUCGUAGAAGACAUUCGGCGCUGGGUCGAAAACGUGAAGAAAGCAAUUCCUAUUCAUGAAAUAAUUUAG